Messenger RNA from Loxodonta africana (African savanna elephant), 2750 nucleotides. It is a transcript of the gene GPR39, whose product is annotated as G protein-coupled receptor 39. Gene Ontology annotation, molecular function: G protein-coupled receptor activity. Gene Ontology annotation, cellular component: membrane. Lineage: Eukaryota; Metazoa; Chordata; Mammalia; Proboscidea; Elephantidae. The transcript has 2 exons. The coding region runs from base 556 to 1923 and encodes 455 amino acids. The record is from RefSeq and is a predicted model, not a curated record. Gene Ontology annotation, biological process: G protein-coupled receptor signaling pathway.
CGCUCCGCGGUGGCCGCAUAAGCGACGGGGGAGGUGGGCCACCCCUAGCCCCGGGAACUGGAGCCAAAAUCUGGUUUCGGGGAUAAUGACUUUGUGCUGAGUCAACCCUCCCCCGGACUGGGUCUGCAGCCGGCCGCAGAGCAGGGCCUGAGGUGGUUAAUCAUUAAUCACUGACCACGCCGCCUUCCGCAGGGGCGGAGAGGGUGUUCCCGGAGGGUGGGCGGGGGCAGCAAAUGCCAGACGGCUGGGAGGGAACCCGGGGCUGCGGCUCUCACUCCGGGCCUGGGAGAUUAGAACUCUCUUCCUCCGCCCUCUGCCCGCCUCACUCACUCACACACGCCCCAAAACUCCACCCUCAGGCGCCUCACUGAGCUGCUCCGGGAAGUUCCCAUGAAAGCACCUGAAAUAUAGUAAGUUCCCUUUUCCAGGUGAAAUCGAGGGACAGAGCAUCUUGCAUCCAUUCUGGUGAGUCGCAGCCAAGAACUUUGGGCUCCUCUGGGAGGAGGAAGGGAAGCUGAGAAGGUCUCUGGACCUAGAGAUUUGGCUCUCUUGCUCAUGGCUUCACCUAGCGGCCACGGGGGUGACUGCGCCCAUGUCAUUGAUCACAGCCAUGUCCCAGAGUUUGAGGUGGCUAUCUGGAUCAAAAUCACCUUGAUCCUGGUGUACCUGGUCAUCUUUGUGGCGGGCAUCUUGGGGAACAGCAUCACCAUUCGGGUCACCCAGGUGCUGCAGAAGAAAGGCUACUUGCAGAAGGAGGUCACAGAUCACAUGGUGAGCCUGGCUUGCUCCGACAUCUUGGUCUUCCUCAUUGGCAUGCCCAUGGAGUUCUACAGCAUCAUCUGGAGCCCGCUGACCACGCCCAGCUACUCCCUGUCCUGUAAGCUUCACACGUUCCUCUUUGAGGCCUGUAGCUACGCCACGCUGCUGCACGUCCUGACGCUGAGCUUCGAGCGCUACGUUGCCAUCUGCCACCCGUUCAGGUAUAAGGCCGUGUCGGGGCCCUGCCAAGUGAAACUGCUGAUUGGCUUCGUCUGGGUCACCUCCACCCUGGUGGCAUUGCCCUUGCUUUUUGCUAUGGGUAUUGAGUACCCCCUGGUGAACGUGCCCAACCACAGGGGUCUCCCCUGCAACCGCUCCCUCACCCGCCCCCAUGAGCGGCCCGAGACCUCCAACAUGUCCAUCUGUACCAACCUCUCCAGCCGCUGGACGGUGUUCCAGUCCAGCAUCUUCGGCGCCUUCGUCGUCUACCUGGUGGUCCUGGUCUCUGUGGCCUUCAUGUGCUGGAACAUGAUGAAGGUGCUCACGAGGAGCAAGCAGGGCACGCUGGCCGGGAAGGGACAGCAGCCGCAGCUGAGGAAGUCGGAGAGCGAGGAGAGCAGGACGGCCAGGAGGCAGACCAUCAUCUUUCUGAGGCUGAUCGUGGUGACGUUAGCCGUGUGCUGGAUGCCAAACCAGAUUCGCAGGAUCCUGGCUGCGGCCAAACCCAAGCAGGACUGGACCAAGGCCUACUUCCGGGCGUACAUGAUCCUGCUGCCCUUUGCAGACACCUUCUUCUACCUCAGCUCGGUGGUCAACCCGCUGCUGUACAACGUGUCCUCGCAGCAGUUCCGCAGCGUCUUCGUCCAGGUGCUGCGCUGUCACCUGACACUGCAGCACGCCAACCACGAGAGGCGGCUGCGCGCCCCCGCCGACAGCGCCCGCUCCGCCCGCCCGCUGAUCUUCACGUCCUCGUGGCGCCACUCAUCUGCUAGGAGAACUAAUAAGGUUUUCUUAACCACUUUCCAGAGUGAGGCUAAGGCUGACCCUAAGCCCCCGCAGUUGAGUCUCAAUUCGCUAGAGCCCAGCUCCGAGACACAACCAGCGGAGGCCGCUGCAGAAGCCAAUUCUACUGCAGAGAAUGGUCUCCAGGAGCAUGAAGUGUGAAUGUCAAGUGAGGAAGCCCUGCGUGGUAACCAGCCCUCCCCCGCUCACAGGCAAAAGCACCCGCACGCAGCAGUGACAGAAUGAACCGGACCCCCAUCAGGGACGGGAAUGGAAGCUGGGGGACUUGGAAAAGGCAGGUGGUGUCUACCUUACUGUCUUCUGAGAGCAGAUUCCGGCAGACUGACCUUGACUUUGAUUACACUGUCGAGGGUGAACUUCUGCUCCACCCUGUUUCUUCAUGUACACACUGAAAACUCAGUCAGACUGAAUUUAUUCAGAGCUUACAAAAAUGUUUGACACUGAGCUCUUUCAUUAUUCUCAAAGAAACAAAAAAGAAAGAGGACACAGACUCCUCCCUACCCCAGAAUACAGGGAUGGCCAGAGGGGGCGCGCGAGGGCCAGGAGAACAACGCAGGAGCGGCUGGCUGGGGGUCUCCGUCGGCUUCAGCAGUGCACCAAGGAGUGGGCUAGUUUGAGGAGCAGGAUGGUGGUGGGGAGCUCUGGCCUCAGGGCCGUGGCAGAACUGCCCCUUUUCUUGGGCCGGGGCCCGUUGCAGAGUGGGGUAUUGCAGCAACUGAUGCACACUGAGUUCAGUUUCCCCGGGGAGCAGAAGGACUGGUACCCGGCGGAGGCGAUGAGGCAGGCCGCGGACGACGCACAUGACUUGCGGUACAUGAUUCCUGCAACACAGACCCAAAAGAGCUGGGUUAGCAUGCGCUGGUCAAAGUCAGCUGUCUCUCUGAGCCCAAAUUCACAGUGUUUCCUCACUCCUCCUACAAGCCAGGGAGGUGCUCUGGGGUAUUUUGUGGAGCCCCCCGAAAAGCACA